Molecule: messenger RNA, 1025 nt
Organism: Cervus elaphus (red deer)
Lineage: Eukaryota; Metazoa; Chordata; Mammalia; Artiodactyla; Cervidae
Gene: GNG11
Product: G protein subunit gamma 11
Exons: 2
Coding region: 508-729 (73 amino acids)
Biological process (GO): G protein-coupled receptor signaling pathway
Cellular component (GO): heterotrimeric G-protein complex
Molecular function (GO): G-protein beta-subunit binding
Source: RefSeq, a predicted model, not a curated record
CAAGAACAAAACCCGGAUGUGACUUGGGAAAAGAGGGGGUGGGGAAGGAACAAAAAGUAAAACUUUUGUUGUUUCUCCAGGAAAGUGGACUAGCUCAACUCCUAGCCUUGGGCCCCAGCCCUGGCCGGUCCUCCCGCGGGCGUGGCAGGGUCGGGAGCCCGGGCGGGUCGGACCAGCAUCCCCGCGGGAGCCCGCUCAGCGCGCAGCCUCUCUGCGUCUUCGGGCCGCCUUUGCAAACUCAACGCUCCCCGGGCUCCCAGGGGCAGAUCUCCUGGUGUUGUGGGGACCUGACCAAAAGGGCAGGAGCUUUAAGACCCUGGGACGCUCGGGUGGGCUGGCGUGAGGGGAUCUCGUCGGGGCGCUGGGGACCGCCGCUGGGAGAGGCGGUCACCUUCUGCGCGGGCGGGGCGCGCAGGCAGCGCUGUUAGUUCGGGACGCGCCCUGGUUUGCUGCACUUGCAGCCGCUCCACUUCCAGAGCUGCCCCUGAGUCCAGUUCUCGGGCGAAAAUGCCGGCCCUUCACAUCGAAGAUCUGCCAGAAAAGGAAAAGCUGAAGAUGGAAGUUGAGCAACUUCGCAAAGAGGUUAAGUUGCAGAGACAGCAGGUGUCUAAAUGUUCAGAAGAAAUAAAGAACUAUAUUGAAGAACGUUCUAGAGAGGAUCCUCUGGUGAAAGGAAUUCCAGAAGACAAGAAUCCCUUUAAAGAGAAAGGCAGCUGCAUUAUUUCAUGAAUAACUGGGGAGACACUUCCCCCUCAGUGGAAGAGGUCCUUUGUUGUCAUUUUCCGAAAUAAAACCAACCGCCUUUUAAAGGAAUAACAGUGAAAUUUAAAGGAGACUUUCUUAAGCGCUCACCUAGAUGCGGUCUUGUCUGCAAGCUGCAUGCUUCGCAUCCCUGUGCACCACACACCCCUUUUAAGAGGACAGAGAGCAUCUGAUGUGUGAUUAUGGGAGUAAGGACCCACUUAUGCAUGACUCAGCUCCUUCAGUAUAUUGCUUCAUGCCUCAAAUAAAGUUUUAUCUCUGCA